Cylindrotheca closterium is the source of this 639-nucleotide messenger RNA. NCBI's taxonomy places the organism in Eukaryota, Bacillariophyta, Bacillariophyceae, Bacillariales, Bacillariaceae. The record is from the annotation of a GenBank genome assembly.
AUGGACCCAAUCGUAAUUCCAGACGAGCCUCGUGGCCUUGACUCCUCGGAUCGAAAGUUCCCUCCAGAAUACGACGGUCACUUUGACCGAUUGCUGAUUACCCGAGAAGAAAUCAAAGACCGUGCCAACGCGUUGGCAGAUCUGAUCCAUAAGGAUUACAAAGGAAAGCGACCAGUACUUUUGUGCGUAUUGAAGGGUGCCAAUAACUUUUACAUGCACCUAUCGGAAGCGCUGCAAGAUUUGUGUCAGGGAUUCUAUACAGAAUUUCUUCGAGUUAGCUCCUAUGAUGGAUUGAAUUCGACUGGAAUGCUGGAAAUUGGCGGCGGUCUCAAAUACAAAGAUAUCGAGGGGAAGGAUGUCAUUUUGGUGGAGGAUAUUGUCGAUACAGGCCAUACUCUCUUCAAUCUAUUACCAGUGUUAAAAUCAGAAGCCAAGCCCUUGUCAGUGGAAUGCUGUACUCUGUUGUCCAAACGAUUGGACAAACCGGCCCAUUACAGUGCGAAAUAUGUUGGGUUCACGAUCCCUAAUCAUUUCGUCAUUGGAUUUGGAUUGGAUUACAACGAACUGUACCGUGAUUUGCAAGACAUCUGGGUCAUUUCUCAAAAGGGAAUUGAUUUUGAUCAAUCGACAAUGCACUAA